Messenger RNA from Aureobasidium subglaciale EXF-2481, 1195 nucleotides. RefSeq lists its product as uncharacterized. Lineage: Eukaryota; Fungi; Ascomycota; Dothideomycetes; Dothideales; Saccotheciaceae. The transcript is spliced from 2 exons. The record is from RefSeq and is a predicted model, not a curated record. Bases 373 to 1110 code for a protein of 245 amino acids.
CGACAGUCUUCAUUUGGAAGCACGCGAUGGAAUCGCGUGCUUCCAUGUACAACUGCUUACCGAACGAAAGACAUGUGUAGGACUCGUUUCAUUAUUGGGACCUGCUAAAGCUGAUCCUGCCAGCAGCAGCGCCGAUGAAAUAAAUCGCAAAGAAAGCAUAUUGUGAGAAUGAAUGUGAAGGUGAUCUUGCGAACGGCCACUGGCCGUUUGGUAAUGAGGUCAAAGAGAGAAAAGCAGUUGGAAUGAUGAAAUGCUGCAAAACAGAGGGGUGCUCUGACAAUUAUUGUAAUCGAAAGUAAGCGCGGAAAGCCGUUAAGCAAAAGGGAUAGGGAGACACGACGUUCAGCAACGGCGUUCCGGUCUGGGGCAGUCAUGGUCUAUCUACACGGGCGAGCAGAAGAAGAGGCAAUUGCCAAGAGACCCGCAAGGAAAAGAUAUGUACAACACACGGCCCAAGCUAGGGGCAGAGCAUGGAUGCAUGAUAGAAGGAGUGUCGUGGGUCCCAGCAUGCAGUGGUGCGGCAGCAAGGAUUGGGCGUGGAGAAUGUUUGAACCCUUCGAAAAGUCCUCUCAAGCGCCCGCUGGCAGCGCAGACGAGACGCCACUUCUAUGUCCACCUCGAUCGGUGGCUUCUUUGGUCGCCGCCUGCAUUGUACGAUUUCGAAUAGAGAAGCAAAUUUUCCUCUUAGGGACAGAAAGCCAUCCGCUGUGUCAAGCCAACUCUGCGAACCAGACAAGAACUAAAAUGUUGCAUGGGAUUACGCCGCUGAUGACAGGGAAUGAGAGUUGGACUUCAAAACGCUCGUGCUCUCAACCAAAACGACAUGCGUCGAUCGACGUAGAUUAUGAAUUUCAUUGCUUACUUCAUACGGCUGGCAGUCUGUCACCGGAGUUGUGCUUCUUUGGGGACGUAUACACAGCACCUGUUGACCCUCUCGCGUGUUAUGAUGAUGCGUACAGUCAAUUAGCCGCAUGCCUUUCCCGCGCGUAUGAGCGAAAGAUGGCUAGAAUCAAGGAUAUUCGCUCAGAAGUCCGAUGCGAAGGGGUUGGUAGAAAGAUGUAUGACGGAGGCGGCUGGGAAGAUUGCGUAUCUCGGAGAAUUGUUUCAUGAGCAUGAACGCUGGUUGGGCGCACUGAAUCGCAGUGAGACAAGCCACUGCGGGAUGUUACAGAACUUGACAUUAUGGCGGUGUCGU